UGAUUUCUGUGACCUUGCCCUAGAUACUGCUCAACGUUUCCUGAGGUGUCCACUCAUUUGCCGACUGCCUGGAAGCGACUACAGUGAUUUUUUUGGCCGCUGGCCAUCGCUUGGAGUCCGCCUCAUUCACUGAGGCUCUCACGGUCGACCAAGCUCUUAGUCAAACCGUUUUCAGUUUUCUUGAUCCCAAGACAUGGUGCUUACAAAUUUCACUGGCCCUGGUAUUGGUUUGGGUUUUGGAAUUGGUUGCGGUUUUGGAGUUGGAUGGGGUUUUGGAGGAAUGCCAUUGCCUAUGCUAGGUCUGGGCAUAGGUGGAGGUUGUGGAGUAGGAUUUGGCCUUGGGUGGGGCUUUGGAAGUGGCUUUGGUAGCCAAUAUCGGAGUUCUAAAGUCAUAUUCGAUGGCAUCCAAUUUGAUGCCAAAGGCCAAAGUGAUAAAUCAACCGUUCCAGCUUCCUCAAAGGUGCUUGAGAACUGAUGUGACAGCGAAAGUGCCAGGUUUUCCUGUAACAUUUUGUUGGUUUGAUCAACUUUCCUGUUUAUCUUUUCAGUGAUUAGUGUGUUACUGUGUUCUGAAGUAAGAAUUUUUAAGACAAUAACGAGCUAUUAUAACUGAAUGUCAGAAAGCCUAACAUUUGUUGAUAAUUUAUAAAAUGGAGUUAAUUGAAGGAAUUUUUCAUUA
Molecule: messenger RNA, 679 nt
Organism: Dendrobium catenatum
Lineage: Eukaryota; Viridiplantae; Streptophyta; Magnoliopsida; Asparagales; Orchidaceae
Product: protein TRIGALACTOSYLDIACYLGLYCEROL 5, chloroplastic
Exons: 5
Coding region: 194-475 (93 amino acids)
Source: RefSeq, a predicted model, not a curated record